CUCAGCCCUCUCAGGCUUCCGCCACUCCGCUGGAACUGCUGUCACAAGCCUGUCAGACCCACUGGUACUGUCUUUAUUCUACAUAACCUCUCUGCACUUGACCACCUAAUUCCUUCCCCGCAAGACUCUUUUCUAUUGGCUUCUAACCCAUCCACUCUCCUGGUUUCCUUAGCUCAGAUGUCACCUCCUCGGAGAAGUCUGUCCUGACCACUCUCUAUUCCUAAGUCUUCAGGAAAUGCGGCAAAAAUAAUUAGGGUGGAACCAGACUCUCCCAGGGUCAAAAUUCGUUCCAGGGCAGUGCAAGCCCCUAGCAAGAAGACGAAGGGGCUGUGAGCAUGUGCUCCAGCUAAGAUGGAUACCAUCUUGGUCUUCAGCCUAAUCAUUACGUCCUAUGAUGUCAGCAAGAAAGGGCUCAGAGAUAGCAGCUGCCAUGUGGAACAGCUGCCUGGGUUCUUCCCAAAGGAUGUGAGAAGAACCGGGGAUGUGCUCACGCAAGAGGCUCAGGCACAAGCCAAAAUGUCUACCUUCAUUCAAAAUCAGACUGUGGCUACGCUGCAGUGCUUUGGGUCUGGGAGCAAAGUCAAAGUCAACCUUGUGUAUUCAGAGAAAGGGUCAAAGGUCAAGCAGACUCUGAAGAACCUGAGAGUCAUCACUGCUCCCCGCAGAAACAGCACUGCCUCCCCAAACUGUCACUUAACCUCCACAACCAAGUUUCAGACUGGAUCCCUUCUCACAGGCCAAGCUUUUUUACCAGGGAUCUCCCGAUGUAAGGUCUGUGUGGUGAUGAGGGCUGCACUGGAGACUUUUUCUACCACUGUCACCUCCAUAUCUCCUGGGAAUAAAGAAGGAGAGAAAACUACAAGUACUGAUGAUUUUUCUAGCCCUUUGAAAGAAGACACAGAUGAGAACCUAAAGAAGAGGCAGAAAUGGAGCAUUGUGGCCAAAUUUCUGAUUGCUAUCACCCUGUUGUUGAGUGGAGUUGCCAUUAUAGUGUUUGUCAUUUUUGAAGUCCCGUGCCCUAGUCAAUGCCGGGGAACCAGAAAACUAUGCCAAGGCCAGCGGUUAUGGAGAAGGCAAAGGAAGGCAGGCCAGCAACCUGGGACAGCUGAAUCCCAGCUUGAGUCUCAGCCCAAGAAGGUUGGACAAGACGCUCCCAACUCCUCAAGUCCAAGGAAAGCUGCAAGGAUCACUAUCAUCCACGAGACAUACUUCUGAAAAGCUCUUCUCUGCUUCACACAUUGAAUGAAGGAUACCGCACUGUCUUUUCCCUGUUAUUAACCAGUAUUGGCAGGUUCUGAAUUCACUCAUUAUUUUCAGCAGGGACAUUACAAUCAAACACUAUGCCAGGCCAAUUUAGGAAGAGCCUGGGCUUAGCAGUCAGGCUUACCUUCAUGCCACUACUACUGUCUUAGCCACAUGCCUCUGAGAUUCACUUCACCCAUCACGGAAAACAGGAAUCUUUGCAUCCUAUCUAAUGAGAACAAAAAGUCUUCCCUCUGAGCACUAUGAAUGGACCUAUUGCUCUCUUUGACAAACGGUUCACACACAGCCUCCAAGGAGCAAAGCAGCCACUAGUGUGGCACCGUUUACGAGCUCCUCUGUUUCCUCACAGCUGAAUUCACUCCCACUGGCUCUCGGCUGGCUGAGGGUGGGGGUUCCUGUUUUCCCAGG
Molecule: messenger RNA, 1671 nt
Organism: Mustela erminea (ermine)
Lineage: Eukaryota; Metazoa; Chordata; Mammalia; Carnivora; Mustelidae
Gene: C18H17orf78
Product: chromosome 18 C17orf78 homolog
Exons: 8
Coding region: 352-1215 (287 amino acids)
Source: RefSeq, a predicted model, not a curated record